Scaptodrosophila lebanonensis is the source of this 5926-nucleotide messenger RNA. It is a transcript of the gene Rbcn-3B, whose product is annotated as WD repeat-containing protein 7. Gene Ontology annotation, molecular function: protein binding. The transcript has 2 exons. Lineage: Eukaryota; Metazoa; Arthropoda; Insecta; Diptera; Drosophilidae. The record is from RefSeq and is a predicted model, not a curated record. Bases 728 to 5263 code for a protein of 1511 amino acids. Gene Ontology annotation, cellular component: cytoplasm.
CUCAUAAGAGUACGAAAAAAAAUAAAAAAUUGUGGUAGAAAUCAAUUGUUUAAGUGCGUGUGUGUGUCAAACGGUAAAUAGUACAAUUAAAAUUCGAUUUUAAAGAAACGGUUAAGCAAGAUGAAAUGGGAAUGGCAACGCAUAGCUUAAUUUGCAAAAAUCGUCAACAGCAACAACAAAAACAACAACAGCAGCAGCAACGUGUGUGUUGUAAUUGGACGAACUGAAGCAUUGGAUUGAGUGUGUGGGAUAGCGACGGUGUACAGGAGAGCGGAUUGUAGACAAAUUAGAAUUGCGAGACGACAACAACGACAUUGAAGUUCCAUUCUGUGCUGCGUAACAACGUCACUGCGUCGCUCGCCUCUGUGCGGGGAGUAGCAGCAACAGAAACAGUAACAGCAGCUUGCAAAUAAAACGCAUCCCAGGCUAAUGCAACUAACAAUAACACCAACAAAAACAACAACAAGACCAAGGAUUAACAAAUAAAGAAAUAAACAAUAACUGCGACAAUAAAUUAGGAAUAGUAAUAAAAAGAAACGAAUAAGGCAGCCACUGCGAAAACUGCGACAAUUGCGACAACUGCGACAGGAGAAUCACGCGCCGCGCCAUCAAUACGGAACAUACACGAAAAAAAAAAUAAGAACGCGUCUGAGGCCAACUGGCUCUACACAUCAUUGCAACUAUAGGUGUUUAAUAUUGUUGUUGGCUGUUAGUUUAAGGAACCAGGAUGGUAAGUACCAAUCUGGUGGUGCCCGUUGUGCUUUGGGGACCCACAGCGCCGACGCACUGCAUCUCAAGCGUUUUCCUAUCGGACGAUCAAUGCACACUAGUCACUGGCUGCUACGAUGGCCAGAUCUGCCUCUGGCAAGUGGAGCCCACAACGCUGCGUAUGUCACCGCGAUGCCUCCUCGUUGGACAUUCGGCACCGGUGCUGUGCCUGGUUCGGGCCUCGCUAAUGCCCGAGAACAAUUUUCUGGUUAGCUCCUCGGAAAAUGGUGAGAUGUGUACGUGGGAUCUCAUCGAUGGCAAGUGUACGGAGGCUGUUAAGCUGCCACAGGUGCACACACAAAUCCAAAGCUAUCACACAGCGAACAGCGAGGAUGUGCGUCUGUUCUGCAUUGGUUACUAUGCCGAAAUUAUGGUCAUGGAUCCCUUCAGUCUGGAGGUUAUCUAUGUGCUCAGCUCCAAGGUUAAACCGGACUGGAUUUCGGCGAUACACGUGCUGCGUCCAAUGCGACGCAAGGAUGAUGUGGUGCUGGCUAUCACCACCACGGGCACGGUUAAGGUUUGGACGUUGACCGGCAACGAAAACAAGCAUGCCGAGCCCAUCUACGAGAACGAGUCCAAGGAGAUACGCUGUCUAAAUGCCAUCACUAUGAACUGCUGUGCCCAAAAUCAGCGCACGGUACUUCUCGUCUGCACCAAGUAUUGGCAAAUCUAUGAUGCUGGCGAUUUUACGGUACUCUGCUCCGUAAUUGCGCCCGCAAGGGAACGCUGGCAAGGCGGUGACUUCAUAACCUCAGAUCGCGUCAUGCUCUGGACUGACGAAGGCAAGGGCUAUCUAUAUAAGCUGCCCGCGAAUUGCAUACCGGACAACAAGGAGUUCCAUUCAAAGAGCGUCGUCCGCGAUGCACCCUAUCUGUAUUAUGUGCUGCAGCAUGCUGGCGACAAGGUUCUCUCCUGCCCACCAGCCAUGAAACUCCUCCCAGGUGGUACCAGCGGCACCACACAGAAUUAUCUGCUACGCGGCGACUCGGAAGGCUUCAUUUCGGUGUGGCAUGUACCGGAGGUGCCGCUCGACAAUAUCAGUAUAUUGCAGGCCAAGCAGAUGCCGCCUCGAGUGCUUAAACCCCAGGUCUGUACAUCGUUGGUGGAGGCCUGGUCUGUCAUGGAUCCUCCACCGGUCGGCAUAUUAGAUCAGCUGUCGCGCAUCACCGACUCGCCGGUGAAGCUGACCUCCAGCAUUUAUUUGCCACAGCAGAGUCGGCUUGUGAUUGGGCGUGAGGAUGGUAGCAUUGUUAUCGUGCCGGCCACUCAGACAGUUAUGAUGCAGUUACUUGUGGGCAUAAAGCAGAACUUUAGCGACUGGCCCUCACAUCAGAUAUUGUACGGACAUCGCGGUCGUGUCAAUUGCUUGCUGUGCCCCUCCAUGAUCCAUGCGCGCUAUGAAAAGUCUCAUCUGCUUUCGGGCGGCAUCGAUUUUGCCGUUUGCUUGUGGGAUCUAUACAGUGGCAGUCUACUGCAUCGCUUUUGUGUGCACGCUGGAGAGAUAACGCAGUUGUUGGUGCCGCCAGAGACGUGUAGUCCACGCAUCCUGAAGUGCAUCUGCUCUGUGGCAUCAGAUCAUUCGGUUACGCUGGUCAGUCUGCAGGAACGGAAGUGCGUAACGCUAGCCAGUCGCCAUUUGUUCCCAGUGGUGACCAUUAAGUGGCGGCCACUCGACGACUUUCUUAUAGUAGGUUGCUCGGAUGGAUCUGUCUAUGUGUGGCAGAUGGAGACGGGUCAUCUCGAUCGGGUUCUGCACGGCAUGCUGGCCGAGGAGGUGCUCUCUGCCUGCGAUGAGCAAGCAGCCGAGGAGGGCGGUGGCGGAGGCUCCGGUAGUGGUGCGAAUAGCGCCAGCGAAAUGGGCAUGGCCAACCCCGCCGUACACUUUUUCCGCGGCCUCAAGUCGCGCAACAUAAACGCCAUUCGUCACGCUACCCAGCGUGGCAUCCAUCAGCUGCAACAGCUGCAGGGUCACAAUCAGGGCAACUUUGAUUUCCUAAUGAAGCAUCGCAGCAAUCCGCUGGUCAUUCAGGGCCUGCGCACCAAUCCCAAAGACGCCGAGAGUCACAUACUCUUCUUUGACAUUGAGGGCCUUAUAUUCGAGCUCCACAGCGAGGAAUAUACACAGAUGACGCCCGCUACGCUCGAAGCUCUAGGCGUACAUAUACAAAAUCCAAAGGAUGGCAAGUCCAUACACUUAGAUGCAUCGAAGAAAAUAAGCGACUUCUUCGGCAAGGUUAAGAAUAAGGCGGGCGACAUGGAGAAAAUGCUUAAGGAUAAGGACAAGCAUGGCCUCGUGCAAAAGUUUAAAGAAAAGACGGAAAUUGUGGAGAAGAAGGUGCAGGCAAAGGUAGAGAGUCUGCAGAAGGCUGUGGAGACGCACGAACAGCCGCAGGAUCUCAAAAGUAAAAUCGCAUCCAAAAUGGAGGUUACACACGUGAUGGAAGUGGCACAACUAUUACUAUCGCUACUCCAUUCCUGGGGUCUAGAUCCACAUCUGGACAAGGUGUGCGAAUCGCAGUUAGGACUGCUGCGUCCCAUAGUACCCAUUUCGUAUGGCGUACUCUCCAAGGCCGGCUACAUGUCCCUAUUGCUGCCCACUUGGCAGAACAACUACGCGAUACCGGCUGGAAUUCAACUGCCCAGUAGUUCCAAGAAACGCGCCCUGCCCGAGGAGCUGCAACGUCUGGAGCAUCUAACCGCUAUUUUCACGUCUCGUCUGCAUUGGGAAUUGAGCACGACACUUACCUCUAAUCACAUACUGGCCCUGGUGGCCAUGUCCAAUACCUUACUCUCGAUGAGUGCCGCCUCCUUUCUGCCAGACAGCGAGAAACACAAGAAGUUGCAGCGCUUGGCACAACGCACCGAAUCGACGCUUAGCAAUGAGGAUGAACGCGAGGAUCUUCUGGCACAUCACACCUCACAAAUAAAGCAGGGCUGGAGCCUGCUCUCCACCCACCAUUGCUUCCUUUUACCGGACAAGAUCGAGGCCCUCGAGCCUAAGAAGUUCAAGCGACCCCAGGUGGAAAUGAUGGUUAAACGCUGGCAGCAUCAUUGCAUUGAAAUACGCGAGGCAGCGCAGCAAAUCCUUUUGGGCGAGCUGACCCGCAUGGGUAAGAAAGGACGUAAGCAGCUAGUCGAGAGCUGGGCUCAGUAUUUGCCGCUCUACACGCACACGGAGCCAAUUGUAGGCGCCGUUCAUCAGGCGGCCGCCGGCGGAGCUGUUUCUGGCAGCUCGGGCGUUGGGGUCAAUGGACACAAUGGCAGCGGUGUAGGUGGAGUUUCAAUGCCCCCGGGUGGUGACCAUCAAAGCGAAAAUUAUGAGGAGGAGGAGGAAGAGGAGGAGAUCAUACGCAAACCGUCCAGUUUGUCGGAGCUGAAGCGUAAGCAGACCACGGCGGUUAUCCUGUUGGGCGUAAUUGGCGCCGAGUUCGGACAAGACAUCUCCCAGGAAUCACCCAAUCAUCGUGGCAGCAUUAGCAGCAGCAGCGGUAGUGGUGGGGUAUCUGAACGUCGCAAGUCUUCGGUGGUCGAGGGUUUUGGUAUUGCCAACAAUUUGGCUCGUCUCACAUCGAUGGCUCUCGCCCAUCUGCUCUAUGCACCGGCCAGUUCCAAGUUGCCGCAAUACACCCCACUUCGCCGUGCCGCUAUUGAUCUUCUGGGACGUGGCUUUACCGUCUGGGAACCAUACCUGGAUGUGUCGAAGGUGUUACUGGGUCUGCUCGAAAUAUCCUGCGAGGGCAAAUCAGUGCCGAAUCUAAACUACAAGCUUCCGUUGACACCUCAGGCGGAUGCCUGCCGCACAGCCCGCCAUGCCUUGCGUCUAAUAGCCACAGCCCGGCCGGCUGCUUUUAUCACAACAAUGGCGCGCGAGGUGGCCCGUUACAAUACAAUGCAGCAGAACGCACAGUCCAUUAAUACACCUCUGACCCAGUCGGUGCUGUACAAGGCUAAGCUGGAGAUACUGCAGUGCGUAGAAAUGCUGAUCGACAAGAUGCAGUCGGAGAUCGCCAGUCUGCUUGUGGAAGUUAUGGACAUAACGCUGCACUGUGUGGACAGCAAUGAGCUGAAGAGUCGCGGCCUGGCCGAGGUCUGUCCCGCCAUUUGCAAGUUCAAUCAGAUUUCCCACUGUGCACAGACACGUCGCAUUGCGGUGGGUGCCAACAACGGCCACCUUGCUAUUUACGAACUGCGACAGAACAAGUGCCAGAUGAUACCCGCGCACACGCAUCCGAUUACCUCGCUGGCCUUCUCGCCGGACGGCAAGUAUCUGGUCUCCUAUUCAUGUGCCGAGAAUCGUCUUUCCUUCUGGCAGACCAGCACCGGCAUGUUCGGCUUGGGACAGUCACAGACCCGCUGCACCAAGGGCUACUCCACGGCACCCAUUCCGGAUGUGUCGCGACUAAAUCCCAUGCGACUAGCCAAGCUUGUCUGGAUCAACAAUCGUACCGUCACGCUCAUGCUGGCCGACGGCUCCGAAACUCGCUUCAAUGUCUAAGCGAGAGCAGCGAGAGUACCUUAAGCCGGAGAAAGAAAGAAAGAGCGCAAAGAGAGAGACGACGACUGGCUGUCUGUUUUUAACAAUUAUUUGCAAUCGUUCUAUAUUUUUUUUUUAUUUUUAACCAAUUUGGCAAUCGAACGCAGGCUUUAAAUAACGAGAUACCGCAAAUCGAAGAAGAUGAUGUUAGAGAUGAUGAUGUUAGAGUUGAUGAUGUUAGAGUUGAUGAAGAUGAUGAUGUAGUGAAAGAAAAAAGUGCUUUGCGCGAGCUGGGGCAUGAUUGGGGGCCCACCAUUCAUGCAGCGACCUCAACCAAAUUGUAUUUUAUAUCUAUGUAUCUAUAUAUAUAUAUAUAUAUAUAUGUAUAUUUAUAUGUAUGUAUAUGUAAAUUGUUUCAAGAUUUUUUUUAACACUUCAACGCAAAGGUUUAUGUAGAAUGGAGAGCAGUUGAAAUGCCACGCCCUCGUGCCCCAAGCCGGCAACUAGCACAGCACUAUAUAUGUAUGUGUAGUAGUUAAAUGUUUUCUGUUCUAUUGUUACACACAUUUAAAAGAAAAGGCAAACAAACAUUACAAAUACAAUUACAACAAAUUGAAAGAAAAAUUAUAUAACGAGAAAAUAUAAUUCUCACAAAUAAGAAAUAAUUAUAAACAACAACACACA